Messenger RNA from Thlaspi arvense, 1071 nucleotides. The record is from the annotation of a GenBank genome assembly. Lineage: Eukaryota; Viridiplantae; Streptophyta; Magnoliopsida; Brassicales; Brassicaceae.
AUGAUGACAUCUAAAGAUGUCUGGAAAUUGGAAACUACCAAAGUGAUAGUGCAGUUCGACGGAGAUAGCGGUCAGCCAAUUGGAGAUUCUGGAGGUUUACUUGGAUCUUGGUUAGGUCAAUUAAGCAAUGAUGUGAAUUUGCUACUCAUUAACUACAGCGAUUGGAGGGUGGUUCCUAAUUACACAAAAAACGGCAUGGGAUGUAAUUCAGAUGCAAGGAUGUCAAAAAACGUCUUUUGGGAUGAACACAAACGAGAUGGUCAGAGUGAAACGUUGCAGAAUCUACCCAAGGGUAUUCCUAUAUAUCAAUGGAGUCACUUCGUUGAGAUGAGGUUCACUGAAAUGUGGAAAUCCAAAUUCUGGUUUGAUGAUCCGAUGAUGAGAAAAGAAUAUGUGAUGAGUGCACUAGGUAGCAGAUGCAAAGAUGUCAAAAAACGUCUUUGGGAUGAACACAAACGAGAUGGUCAGAGUGAAACGUUGCAGAAUCUACCCAAGGGUAUUCCUAUAUAUCAAUGGAGUCACUUCGUUGAGAUGAGGUUCACUGAAAAGUGGAAAAAAAUUAAGACUGGAAAAACACCAUCUCGAGCAGAGUUUUUCAUUGAGACUCGCAGGAAACCUGAUGGUAGCUUUGUAUGUGAGGAGGCGCAAACACAUGCGGAAGCACUUAGAGAGUUGUUGAGUAAAAAUCCACAAGUCACAAGCAAUGUUCCAACUAGUUUGGAUGAUGAGUAUGCUCAGGUGUUUGGUCCAGAGCAUCCAGGACGUGUACGUUGUAUUGGUCGUGGACCCAAUCCUUCAAAAUUACUGAGACGCUCGGUUGUACCUGUAGCAGAGAUAGAAAAUUUUGAAAUGGUUGUUGAACUGAAGGCAGAAGUUAAAGACUUAAGAGAUCAAGUAAAAGCAAUGAAUACGUUUAUCCAACAAAUACUUGGUACUUCAACCGGUGAACAGGCAACUGCAUGGGCUUCAAGUUUUGCUGCAGCUUUUGCGAACAUACAAAAUCCAGGAUUUGCAAACAUACCAGCUGUGCCUAAUCUUCUGGGAAUGGAUGAGAGUGAGAGUGCCGACUGA